Colias croceus (clouded yellow) is the source of this 1104-nucleotide messenger RNA. RefSeq lists its product as uncharacterized. The record is from RefSeq and is a predicted model, not a curated record. The transcript is spliced from 5 exons. NCBI's taxonomy places the organism in Eukaryota, Metazoa, Arthropoda, Insecta, Lepidoptera, Pieridae. The coding region runs from base 204 to 716 and encodes 170 amino acids.
UCGUCCGAAAACAAGUGUCGAGUGUCUGUGUAGUGUGUCUGUUUUUAUAUUUUCAAAGUACCUAUUUAAUUCAUAUAUUUAGUGAAAUAGUGACUGUGCCCGUGAGUAAUUUAUAACUUAUUCCCUCAAAUUUGGGUGUUUUGCCAGUCAAGAGAUUUUAUUGUUCGAGGAUUUUACUAACACGGUGUCAAGAGGGUAAGGAGAUGGCGGUUCCGCACAUUACAUCGUUCUGCUGGUGUAUGGGGCUAGAGGCUGGAUCGAAAUUGAUUGGAUUUUUGCAUUUGGUAAUCUCGUUCAGCUUGAUGGUAGUAUGUGCAGUUUACGCGGAAGCGUUCCGACAGUACGUGGGCACGGUGGAGGACGCGGGCGACCGCCUGUACACCACGUGGUACGCGAUCACGUGCGCCGUGGCCGUGUUCACCGUGCUUCACGUGCUGCUCGCUGCUACACUGCUGUAUGCAGUGUUUAAGAGAAACACCCGCGCCCUUCGUAUUUGGGUAUGGCUGAUGCUGGCUCUGUACUGCGCCUCUCUAAUCUAUGUGAUAGCGGCCAUGACAUUUGGCUUCACUGUAUCGGGUUCGGAUAUAUUCCUCGCCUUUUUGCAGGGAUUGGUUUUCUUUGGAGUAUUAGCCUAUUGUAUCCUCUGCGUGAACAGCUACUACCUGAUGCUGAAGAGCUCCGAAGACAUGCAAGGUCCACACAAGACUGAUUUCUAGAUUAACUGCUUAAGUUACGUCUAAGUCACUAAGUUUAGUUCUUAUGUAAGUUAGACUAUGCGAUCCAACUAAGAAUAGGAGCGAUUCGGCGCCAUCUUGUGACGUCAUAACACCUGUGACGUCACAAAAUGGCGAUUGUGGUAUUAAAUCGGAUUAACAAUCUAAGUUAAACAAGAUUGUUUCAAUUUUAUGAAACGGUGCAUUUACAUCAAACGAGUGUAUGCUCAUUCUGACCCCACCAUGUCCAAAUCUUUUAGUGUAAACGGGCGUAGAACAUUUUGCCUGGUCUUAGUGCGUUCGAAAAGAUUCUAUGCAAUGUUUUAAUACUGAACAACACUGAAUACCAGUUUUCGUUUACACUAUAAGAUAACGAAAGAAUGCUCUUGCU